This is a messenger RNA of Arachis stenosperma, 459 nucleotides long. RefSeq names its product putative cell wall protein. NCBI's taxonomy places the organism in Eukaryota, Viridiplantae, Streptophyta, Magnoliopsida, Fabales, Fabaceae. The transcript has a single exon. The record is from RefSeq and is a predicted model, not a curated record. The coding region runs from base 1 to 363 and encodes 120 amino acids.
AUGGCUCACAAAGCUUCCUCUUAUUUCAUUGCACUUAUUCUCAUAUCCAACAUCCUUCUUUUCUCUGUUUCUGCACGCACCAUUGCUGUGAAUCCCAACAAUGAUGACAAGAAAUUCUUGUUCAAGUCUCAUGGAGGAGUGCACAUUCCUGGCUUUGGACCAGUGAGAUUUCCACCUCUUGGGACUAUACCAAAUAAUCCAUUCACCCGGGGCAUUGGAGGUGGAGGAGCCGGCGCAGGAACAGGACCAACUGGCCGCAGUUAUGUUCCCGGUGGCGAUGACACCUUUGUACCAAACCCCGGAUUCGAGGUUCCGGUUCCCGGUGGCAGUGGUGGCAGAAUUCCAGGCUCAGUUCAUCCAUGAGUUUCAGUCAUGCAUUAGUGCAAUAGCUAAAGUAGUUUAUUUGUAAUGGUGUGACUGUUCUUAUGGUUUGAUUAAGAUUUUCCCGUUUUGUUUCCU